Messenger RNA from Lates calcarifer (barramundi perch), 1818 nucleotides. RefSeq names its product sarcoglycan, epsilon (gene sgce). Gene Ontology annotation, cellular component: sarcoglycan complex; membrane. NCBI's taxonomy places the organism in Eukaryota, Metazoa, Chordata, Actinopteri, Centropomidae. The record is from RefSeq and is a predicted model, not a curated record. Gene Ontology annotation, molecular function: calcium ion binding.
GUUUCCAGUGAAGGAAGGAGGCGGAGGAAGGAGGAAUGCUGCAGGAUGCUUAUUAUUAUGGCUGUCAGAUCCAGUGGCAAUUAGAUAAAACAUCCAUUUUCAUGUGAGAUUUACGAGGAUGAUGGGCACCAUGUCCGCUGCAGCUGUCGCGGUGUGGCUCGGCACGGUGGUCACCAUCUUGUCGAGGUCUCAUGCAGACCGUAACGUCUACCCAUCUGCGGGAGUGCUGUUUGUCCAUGUUCUGGAGAGAGAGUACUUCAAAGGAGAGUUUCCUCCCUACCCAAAAUCAGGUGAUGCAAGCAACGACCCGAUCACUUUCAACACCAACCUGAUGGGCUACCCCGACAGGCCAGGCUGGCUGCGUUACAUCCAGAGGACGCCGCACAGCGACGGAGUGCUCUAUGGUUCCCCCACCGCAGAACACGUUGGCAAGCCCACCGUCAUAGAGAUUACUGCCUAUAACAGACGCACUUUUGAGACAGCACGGCACAACUUGGUCAUAAACAUCAUGGCCACAGAAGAGUUCCCUUUGCCCUACCAGGCGGAGUUUUACAUCAAAAACAUGAACGUGGAGGAGAUGCUGGCCAGCGAGGUGCUGGGGGACUUCCUCGGAGCGGUGAAGAACGUCUGGCAGCCUGAGCGCCUCAACGCCAUCAACAUCACCUCAGCACUGGACCGUGGUGGCCGUGUGCCCCUGCCCAUCAAUAACCUCAAAGAAGGAGUGUAUGUGAUGGUUGGCGCUGAUGUUCCCUUCUCAUCGUGCCUGCGGGAGGUGGAAAGCCCACAUAACCAGCUGCGCUGCAGUCAGGAGAUGGAGCCUGUCAUCAGCUGUGACAAGAAGUUCAGAGCUCAGUUUCACAUCGACUGGUGUAAAAUUUCCCUGGUUGACAUCAACAAAGUAGUCCCAGUGUACAUUACCCGUCCUGACCCAGGCACAGGGAUCCUCCCUGAAUUUGGGGACUACAACCCGCCCUCUGAGUCUCUGAAGAGCCGGGACUACUUCUCUGACUUCCUCAUCACGCUGGCUGUUCCCUCCGCCGUGGCACUAGUCCUCUUCUUCAUCCUCGGCUACACUAUGUGCUGCCGACGGGAAGGGGUGGAAAAAAGAAACAUGCAAACACCAGACAUCCAGCUGGUUCACCACAGCUCCAUCCAGAAGUCCACCAAGGAGCUGCGGAGCAUGUCUAAGAACCGCGAGAUCUCCUGGCCACUCUCCACCUUGCCCGUCUUCAACCCGGUCAGUGGCGAGGUGGUGCCACCCAUCCACCCGGACAACUACGAGACCACCAGCAUGCCCCUCAUGCAGACACAGACGAACCUGCAAAAUCAGAUUACAAUACCACAGCAACGGCCAUCAGGAGAUAAUUAUGUCAUGUCAACGUUUCGAAGGCUGGAGGUAAAUGGUAUUCCUGAAGAGCGAAAGGUGGCCGAAGCCCUUAAUUUGUGACCCGAACACAGCGGUGUUGGAGCAACCUUUGUUUCCAUAUCUAUAUAUUUGUUUUUUUUCCUCUAACAUUUGUGCCAAUCUGCAUGCCUCAGAAGUGUCUUUACAGAGUUUACUGUCCAAAUGCACUUACACCUUGAAGAGUGAGUGAAAGAGAACAAAAGAGCUUAGCUGAUUUUAAAGAUACAUUAGAAUAUUUUGGAAUAUGUAUAAAUGUUAAUUAAAUUUGUUAACUAUGACGUUUGUAUUUCUAAUUGCUUUGCACAAUGGACCUUGGAGACGAAAAGGGAGUUUUACAUGGAAAAGCUCUAGUUGUCAUGUGUUAUUAAUUAUAUGUAAAGUGUCACAUGAUGACAAUAAAACAUUUCAAAAUA